Molecule: messenger RNA, 1992 nt
Organism: Sycon ciliatum
Lineage: Eukaryota; Metazoa; Porifera; Calcarea; Leucosolenida; Sycettidae
Product: NADH dehydrogenase (ubiquinone) complex I, assembly factor 6-like
Exons: 9
Coding region: 149-1066 (305 amino acids)
Biological process (GO): mitochondrial respiratory chain complex I assembly; biosynthetic process
Cellular component (GO): mitochondrion
Source: RefSeq, a predicted model, not a curated record
GACGAUACUGACGUGUGGAGUGUGAUAGAAGAUGUGAAAACAAACCGAAAUAAAAUUAAUUGUUAUAAUUAUUGUUCAGAUGUCUGUAUUGGAUGAUACUCUAAAUUCAGGUAUGUUCUGGUUUGUACUUCACUAAAGCAACCCAACCAUGUCCUUGCCUCUAGCGAGGCGCACUCCAACUACCGUUGUCACUAGCAGCUAUUGUAGACAAGCAUCCAAGCUAUCAACGUCUCUAACUUAUUGUCAGGAUCUUGUCAAGAAACGUGACUACGAGCACUAUCUGAGCACUUUGUUGGUGCCGAAGGAUGCACGGGCCGGUGCAUUUGCAGUGCGGGCUUUCAACAUCUCCAUUGCCUCGGUGAGGGAGAAUUCGAGUGAUUCCAAUAUUAGCCGGAUGCGCUUGAUGUUCUGGAAGGAGAGCAUUGAUCAGAUCUACAAGUCGGGCAAGCCACCUGAGCAGCCUGUCCUCGCCUUGCUGGCUGCUGCCAUCAGGGAAUACAAACUGACAAAGCAAUGGUUGAACCAGCUUAUAGCCAGUCGGGAAUCUCGCCUUUCUGACAACCCAUUCAGCAGCAUCAAUGAAGCUGAGCGUUACUUUGAUGACACCCUGUCGCCUGCAUUGUUCCUGAUACUGCAAUGCCUUCGAGUGCAGAGCGUUGACGCUGAUCAUGCUGCUAGCCACUUGAGUAGAGCGCAGGGCUUGGUAUUGCUGGUGCGAGGUAUACCCUACUUUGCUCAGCAGAGGAAGGUGCUGCUGCCAAUGGACCUCUGUGUGCAUCAUGGCCUAACCCAGGAGAGCAUCGUUCGCAGAGAAGUAGAGCAGCCGCUACGAGAUGUGGUCUAUGAUAUAGCUGGCCAAGCACACAUACAUUUGGAGAAGGCAGUGAAUAUGCGGGAACGUCUUCCCAAGGCAGCCCUGUCAGCAUUCUUGCCAGCGGUGCCCUGUCGACUCUACUUGGAUACUUUGCAACGUCGCAACUUCAACCCUUUUGACCCGGUGUGCUCGAGGCGCGAGGCAAAUCUCGCUGCAAAAAUGGCAUGGAAGAAGUUCCGAGGUGCUUACUGACUGCCCACACUACACACACAUCUGUAAGAGUGUGUGUGUACAGUAUCACUGUACAGUGUACAGCCAGCUAUACAUGUGGUGCUGCUUGGACGGUGCCGCUGUGAUACAGAUGUAAGGCAGCACCUCACUCAGAUUUGCCGGACGUUACGGCGCUCCGGUCGAGCCCUGGGAACCGCUAACACUGCUACCCUGAUAUGGAGAUGUGCUUUGAUUCAAAGUAUUCCUGAUGAAGUACAUCAUCAUGGUUCCCACGACAGGCAUUGGACCACUUGUGCCCUUCUGUCAAAUCCGAGAUACAAGCUUCUCAAAAAUUGUGUUUUACCGCUCUCGUUGCAGUCAGUCCGCCUGCAAACGGACACACAAAGAAGUACUAGCAUAUGCAAUACCAGGCCUCAAGCUAUUGCCCGUGUGCCUUGUCUGGUCUGCACUGUAGUACCCUAAACUAUCAUUUUUUACAGUAACAUUCACAAUCACAGUCUCUACAGCCUGCCAUUAUUUUAAAAGAUGGUGCUUGAUAUUUAUUCAAUAGAUUUACAAGAUUUGUAGUCAAUCAAGGCUCACUGGUGGUGAGCAAUUCAUUGUAUGUAAUAGAAGAGUUCAUAUUCACCAAUAACAACUCUAAUAUAAAGUAGAUAACAAUGUGCAUAGAGUUCUUCAAAGGAUACCUUCCAUAUCUCUUAGCCAUGCUUCUCAACAGCUAUCAAGUGCACAGAGCAUAUAGUUGCAUGAACUUCAAAUCCAGUUGCGUUUGUCCUUUUCCCUACUUGAAGUGGUUAUUAUCACUAUAGGGUGAACAUUUGAUAUUAUUAUACAUGGCAUUUCACCAGAAGCAAAACACUUCCAGCCAGGCUAAGUUUUCAAAACUAGCUGCAAAAAGAUGAACGUCUUUAAAGAGUAUUUUAAAGUUGGCGAGGAUUGCAGUUGAA